AUGACUACGUUGGACGCAGCUGAAAACUUCGUAAGGUCCCUGAAGCAAGCCUUACGUCGUGCUCAAGCUGGGAAGGAGGAGGAGCCUGUUGGAACGUUUCUCGCGAAAUACAGAGCUACCCCACAUGUGUCGACCGGCAAGUCACCUUGCGAGCUGCUAAACAAGAGACUCUUCAGGAUGACUCUAGACCUGGUCCGACCAUCCCGGCGCGAAAGUGGCGAUGUCGUCAUGCCACUCACACAGAACAAGUCUACCAGGAAUUUCCAAGUCAUGGAAAAGGUCUGGGUAAAGGAUCCAACUCAAAAACAUCACUGGAUCAAGGGCGUCGUCUUAGGACGCAUAGGUAAUGUUAUAUACGACGUGGACGUGGAAGGUAAGAAGCGCCGCCGUGUUCACGCCGAUCACUUGAAGAGAAGAAUCUCUGCGGACAAUGUGCCAAAUGCUGAUGUCGAGAGCACAACCCGUCCAACUGGUCGAUUAGAUCUCCCAGUGGGUCUUGCCUUCAGCUCCCGGCACCCAACUGAGAUACUUCCUCACGAUGACCUCCCUGCGUCGUCGUCCAUGGCGUCUCCUGAUCGUCGGCCCCCUGUCCCUACCAGAAGAUAUCCUGUGCGUCGUCGGAGAUCUCCCGCACGCUUCAAAUUCACAACGUUAGGAGGGAGGGAUGUAGUGGAUGACGACGACGUUACGGAAGAUGAACAACGAGCCGCGUGA
Messenger RNA from Ornithodoros turicata, 714 nucleotides. RefSeq lists its product as uncharacterized. The transcript has a single exon. The record is from RefSeq and is a predicted model, not a curated record. Gene Ontology annotation, molecular function: nucleic acid binding. The coding region runs from base 1 to 714 and encodes 237 amino acids. NCBI's taxonomy places the organism in Eukaryota, Metazoa, Arthropoda, Arachnida, Ixodida, Argasidae.